CCUGGAUCCAGGAGGUUUCUGCUGUGUUCCUUGGCAUAGAACUUUCCAAAGCCAUUCAGACCACCUGGGACAAGGACAGCCAUGGGCAACAGCCCUGGAGGUUUCCAGGGAAGCUGUAAGGAUGUUCUGAAUCUUCUCUGGUACAGAACAAAGGAAUGUGGAUUCUUCAAACUGUACUUUAAAAGUCAACUUGCAGUACUAGUAAAAAGAUGAUAAAGCUAGAUGCUAAUCCUUACAUCAAUCAGGUCACUAUGCCUGGAGCUCAUUUGCCUUGCAAAUAAUCUAUUGUUACAUGCUGUGUCCCUUCCUACUCAAAUUACUAACUCCACCCCAAAAAAGAACUUCUGUUGAAACUUCUGUAGAAGAGACAGAUCCUGCUCCUGAAACCAUGGGGCCUGUCAGCUACUCAUCAGAGACCUAUGACUUGAGCCAGGUGGAACUGAGUGGGUACUACGAAGCUGAGAACACCACCCCUUCUUUGGAGGGCUACUUUUGCUUCAACCCAGCCUCAUCAGUGGUCGGCAACCAGAGAGACCCCUUCAGAAAGGUCUUCAUGCCCCUCAUCUAUCUGCUGAUGUUCAUGUUGGGGACUGUAGGCAAUGCUCUGGUCCUGGUCAUUUUAGAGAGGUUCAAGCGGUCUCGCACCACCACGGAAAACUUCCUUUUCCAUCUCACCCUGGCCAACCUGGCACUGUUGCUUACCUUCCCGUUCAGCGUGGUAGAGAGCUUGGCUGGGUGGGUAUUUGGGAAGUUCCUCUGCAAGAUACUCAGUGCUGUCCACAAGAUCAAUUUCUACUGCAGUAGCAUGCUGCUGGGGUGCAUCGCGGUGGACCGUUACCUGGCCAUCGUCUAUGCAAUCCACACCUACCGCAAACGCAGAGCUCACUCCAUCCAUCUCACCUGCACGGCUGUCUGGCUCUGCUCACUGCUUCUGACUUUACCCGAUCUCAUCUUCAUGGAAGUCUGGACAGACGACAGCAACCGCAGCAUUUGCUAUUUUCCAGAGGUUGGGAUCGAUGGCAACAAUGCCUGGCUGGCAACUCGCUUCCUCUACCACACUGUGGGCUUCUUUGUGCCCCUGCUGGUCAUGUGUUAUUGCUACAUGGCCAUUGUCCGGGUGCUCUGUCAGUCCCAGCGCCUGCAGAGGCAGAAAGCUGUCCGUGUGGCCAUCCUGGUGACAGGAAUCUUCCUGCUCUGCUGGAGCCCGUACCACAUCGUCAUCUUCCUGAACACACUUACCAAGCUAGAAGCCUUCACCAAGAACUGCCUCCUGGAAGACCAGCUGGACACAGCCAUCAUGGUGACAGAGGCCAUUGGCUUCACACACUGCUGCCUCAACCCCAUCCUCUAUGCCUUCAUUGGAGUAAAGUUCCGUAAUGACUUCUUCCGGAUCCUGCAGGAGCUUGGCUGCAUAAGCCAGGAGACCCUGCAGGAGAUCCUGGAGGUGACAAGGAAGGGUAGUGGGAUUGAUUCCGAUAACACCACCUCCAUCUCCACCUUCUAGCUGGAAAAGGCUGCCUGCAGGACAGAACUGGCCUAGGGCUUUCCUUCCUAGUGGCGUACUUGCUGUGGUCUCAGUUACAAGUUUCACAAGGAUCCCCACCACUUUUCUUUGCUCCUCAGGAAACAGGUCCAAUAGCCACUGAACACCCGAAUCCCAUCAGAUACCUUGCCUGGCUCCUCCUGGUUCUCGUACCUGUAGAGAUCUGCCUGGCAGCUGUUGGUGAAUGCUGGCUGUCCAGUGGUCACUCUCGUGGGGCUGGAUGAACCCAAGUGGGUUGAACUGACACUCCCACCUCUCUCUCAAAACGGUGACUCUGCAGGCAUCCUGUGCAUGAAGCCAGGCACAAGACUGGGGUGCCAGGGGCAAGGAAAAAAGUGCAGCCAACUAAGCUAAGCAGGUCUCCAUUUCACAAGCUCAGGUUGGUACAGACACGCCCAAAGGAAGCAGCAACUGGAAAGAGAGAUGCAGGUAGGACUGAUGGGGGCUGUAGAGCUCAAUCGCAUAGCAUGGGCGUACAGUGCUGAACACUCUCUGACUGCAACAUUGUCCUCCUGCUGCAUGACAUCCCCCCCAGCCAGCCAUGACACAUUCACCUGCCCGACACAGCUCAUGCCAGCAGGUCCUCCCACAGACUUACAGAUUUGACUGUCACAGACUCCUUUCCUGACACCAGUUGCAUCUUUCCCCACUCAUUUGAUCUGUUUUACUGCUGUUAAGAUCUUCUGUGAGUGGCUGCUGAACUGACUGCCUGACUAUGCAAAAGUUUUCCUUUAAGGAAAAACACCAUUUGAAGAGAUGGCUUCUGUCUUGUGACCCUGCACAGGGGACAGAAACCACACCGCUUUGUAAGUGUGAAGGUGUAACUUUUCUUUCAGCUCACUGUAUGGUAAUUUGUGGGUUCUGAGAGCAAGGAGACCCACUGCCCCAAAGUAAGGAAAAGAGCUCGUUUGCAUAAUUUCUCUUUGUUUUUAGAGAGGCGAGAGGAAAUGCAGCAUUUUGCUUUGCACUGUGCUUUCUGCUAUUUUUC
This is a messenger RNA of Manacus vitellinus (golden-collared manakin), 2531 nucleotides long. It is a transcript of the gene CXCR5, whose product is annotated as C-X-C motif chemokine receptor 5. Gene Ontology annotation, biological process: G protein-coupled receptor signaling pathway; B cell activation; chemotaxis. Gene Ontology annotation, molecular function: C-X-C chemokine receptor activity. NCBI's taxonomy places the organism in Eukaryota, Metazoa, Chordata, Aves, Passeriformes, Pipridae. The transcript has 2 exons. The record is from RefSeq and is a predicted model, not a curated record. Gene Ontology annotation, cellular component: membrane. The coding region runs from base 293 to 1504 and encodes 403 amino acids.